Spizellomyces punctatus DAOM BR117 is the source of this 2065-nucleotide messenger RNA. RefSeq lists its product as uncharacterized. The record is from RefSeq and is a predicted model, not a curated record. The coding region runs from base 140 to 1807 and encodes 555 amino acids. Lineage: Eukaryota; Fungi; Chytridiomycota; Chytridiomycetes; Spizellomycetales; Spizellomycetaceae. The transcript is spliced from 5 exons.
GCCGUGCAUCUCUCCUCCAAUGAAUGUGUGAAAUGCCCAUCCUCUGCAGGACGCAGCGCACCUGCAGUCUCAGAGAUAUCCAUUCUUGAUUGCGCACUGAUUCUCUCGAUACUCCCAUAAAGAAAAAAGUUGAUAACUUAUGGAAAUGUUCAGUUCCUCUGAUUGCUUUUCUCAGCAAGGCUUCGGUGGUCCGAAAGAUUUGACCGGUUUGGAGCGGGCCGGUCUCAAGCUUCAAGAGGAGGGCACUGAGGAGUCAGCCGUUAACAUUGAACAGUCGGAUUCACCUGAGCGUGGGACCUCCUUGAAUUCCCCCCCUGCGUUGUCUACGAGUUCUCGGAUCAGCAGGGUUAGGAGUGAUUUGGAUAUGCUGCCUGGGUCGCGGGAGAUUCCUGUUAUAAAAAAUGUUUACUUUCGUGAUCCUAUAAGUAAUAUCACAUGGUCUGAUUUCACCGAUGAGACAACGACCGAAAUCACGGAUGAUUCAGAUUCGGAGUCGGAUUGUCCCAUCGGUCCCCUAAAGCGGCCAGGAGCCCUCAUAGACCUCACGGAAGAUGAAGCAGGUGACGAAGACGAGGAGGGUGCCCCCGAACCCUGUGACUCAGUAGGAGAUAUCGACAUAGUAGAAGAUAUUGAUUCAAUUGGAGAUGUUGGCUCAGCAAAGAUUGUCUCGGAUCCCGUUGCAGAAAAGGAAUUGGAGGAAGAAAUUGACCUGGUUGGGGAUGCGGGCCCGACCGAGACUGUCUCAGAAUCUCCAACAGCUACACAACCUAUCGCAGUUCUAGAUGAAAAUGAAAUUACUGACGAAACGGACGACGUUGAAAGUAUUGAUGUCCAAGUGCCAACUCUGAGCUCCGCUGACGAAAUGUUCCUCACCUCCAAUGAUGAAUCUGAAGAAGUCAGUGAAUUUUCAAGCGUAAUGGACGAGUCGCCAUCAUAUUCUGACGACACAUCGGACCUCGAUUCUGCUUUCGGUUUCUCCAAAUGCUCGCCUCCUCUCAGUAAACAACUUGAUAGCAUGAAACUUCAUUGCGCGUGGGGACGUGAGAUGGUAUCAACGCUUGCGGUGGAUAAAGAUAUAUCCACUACGCAUUUGGAGUCGGUAAUCCCCAUGAGGGCUUGGCGAAAGGAAGCGAUUGACCGCAUCAUCGCCAUUACAGCUUGUAUUACUGUCACUGGAAACAUCGAGGGCGUGGCAGAGAUGAAACAUGCCGUUCAGGAAAUCAACGAAGGACUGCUAAAGCAUACGAGCGACCAAAGGGACUGGUAUCAGCAACUCGAAAAAUUGUUGCAAGAUUUAGAUAAGGCACUCAGUUUGGAAAAAGUACCGAUAGUUGCGCAGCGCUCCAAUACGGACAGUUCGAACGUAGAAGAGCGUCUACCAACGAUUCAGAGUAAGAACGAUCAGUCACAAAACACAGCGGAUAGAUGUGAACAACCGUCGAACAACAUUGGUCACAUUGAAGCUAGCGUCGCUUCGACGAAGCGGUGCACGUUUUCCCAACGAAGCGAAGAACCACAAAGGCAAAUCACACUCGCUCAGAACGAAAACGAGCGACUUGCGAAACUUGUGAAUGACAUCGCACUAGAUGCUCCAGUAUCCGCCGACGAUAAAUCAAUGGACGACCUACACCAAGUUCCGAGCCAAGGUCGUAAAAGGGGAGCAGACGAUAUUCUUGAUUUGCAUGCAAAGCGUCAUUGUUGUUCACACUCGACGGACCAUCGUGGAGCGUUUGUGGCUGGAUGGAUCUCAGGGAUGUUUGCUGGUAUCGUUAGCAGUAUUGCUGGCAUCAUUUACCUGGGAAGUUGAGGAAUUCUUCGUUGAGGAUGGACAUUCCUGUCAGCCGACUGAUGGCCUUGUGUUAUGAAAGUGAGCAGGCGUUAGUUACUGUGGUUUGGAGCACAUUGGCUUUGUAUAUGUUUAGUUGUUACUGUAUCCUGUUGUUACUUUGUAUUAUUCUGUUCCGCGUAGCAUAUCUUUACUGUUUGUCGCGGGUUGUAUGUAGCAUAUCAAUUCCUGUAAAGAAAUAACCGUUGAAUUCCUUGAAUCAUUAAAAGCUUAUCCGAA